CAUCAUGGCUGAAGGAGGUAAAACACCUUAUGAUGUGUUCCGGAAAAUGAUCCGCCCCCAACUUACAGCUGCACUUGGAAAAGAGUCAACUUUCACAAAUGUUACUGACAUCCUUUUAGCAGAUGACCUAAUAACAGAGCAACAACUUGAGUCUAUAAAAACCAAAACAAACUUAUCAGAUCAAAAAAGAGGCAGUGAAGUGGCUCACUGCCUCCGCGACAAGAUUAGGAAUCAUGAUGAUCCUGCUAAAUGUCUUCUCCAGAUUUGUGACAUAUUUGAAGAUGAAGAUGUAGGAAGUGAAGUACUAAAGAAACAUGGAGCAACCAUGAGAAGUAAAAUUGAAGAAACUCCAGAAGCAUCAAGAAGUGACCCAAUCAAGGCCCAACCCACUGUCCCUGUCUCCUCUGGUACUACUGCUUCCAGUCGGUUUAGAAGUGUUUCCAAUAGACUGGAAAAUGCCAUAUCCUCUUGCUUAACUGGAGUUGUAGGCAAGCUUUAUGCUCAAGGAUUAAUUUCCCUUGAGCUAAAAGAUGAGAUGAUCAAUAGUCAUGAUAUUCCUUCAAAGAAAGCCUCAAAGUUAGUAAGCGAGUUACAAAGGAGUCUUAACAAUGAUAAACAUCCUGAGAUUUUUUUAAAUGACGUUUGUACAGUAUUAAGAGAAGUGGGAGAGAAACCAAUCACUGAUAUAGCCAAUGAAUUGGUACCAACUGCUACAGUCAUAGGCGUAUCUAGCCUUCUCCAGCUACUAGGGCACUUAAUUAAUUAUUCAUAUAAUUAAUUAAUUAUUCAUAUAUCUAAUUAAUUAAUCAUACCUUUAACUAUUGAUUGGGACAAUUUGGGCAAAGGCAUUUUAAAUUUAAGACCUAUAACUGCCCUGGUGCUUGAAUAAACACUUGUAACAUGUAGGUGUGUGCUAAAUUAUUGUGGUUAACAGUGCUAACUAUUGUGGUUAACAGUCCUCCCACUGUUACAAUACUGUGUAUAAUACAAUAACCAAUGAAUAUAAUUAUGGCUGCAAAUUUCUACCCGGGCAAAGCCCGUGCUUGCCCGGGUCCAAAUACGCCUAUGGCUACAGUGUCAUCUAAUGGAAGCAGUAGAUCUACUACUAGUACCAGCAUGCAAGCUAUUAGUACUGAUAAUGGGAAAAGGACAUUGUACUAUUGAAUAUUGUACUACUUCUUUUCGUUCAGCAAAUACUUUUUAUCGUACUGAAUUUCCUCCAGCAUAAUAUUUUGAUAUUUUAAUAACCAAAAACAUAUACUGUACAUGUAAUUGUAGUUGUACAUGUAGCUAUUCUUCGCUUGAGUGUAUUGAACUAUAUUUUUUUAUAGGCACAACAGCCCAGGAGAUAAUGGCAGAAUUUAAGCCAAAUUACGUAAUUGCCAUUGGAAUAUGCUUUGGAAUGGAUCGAAGCAAAGUAAACCUUGCUGAUGUUAUUGUUUCUAGUAAGAUUGUGAACUUAUCUAACUUUCGUAAGGAACCAGGAAGUGUCGAGCUUCGUAAACCUGACAUUUCAGUAGGAGUGACGCUUUCUAAAAUUUUCUCCGAUCCCACUCACGGUUUUAAAAAGAAACACUCUGAUGAAGAAAAUGCCAAAAAGGUCAAAGUUCAUUCUGGCCCUAUUGUUACUUCUCCUGUUUUGGUCGAUGAUGAAGAAUUUAAAAAAGAAUCGAGAAGCAUUCGUUCUCAAGGUCCUGAUCUUUAUGCUGGUGAAAUGGAAGGAGCUGGGAUAUAUUCUGCUGCUAGACGUGAUGCUCAGAGACCAGAAAUUAUUGUCAUUAAGAGUGUUGGUGACUGGGGCGAUGGUACAAAGGAUGAAUGCAGAGGUUGGAAACAUUUUGCAUCUCAUACAGCUGCCACAUACGUUCAUUAUCAAUUGAAUAAUGUUUCUCCAGACUCUCUAAAGCAGAAGAACUAGCGUAAUGGUGUGAUGUGAGCUGCCGGCUUGAAAUCUUUUGCAUUAAUUGAAUGUAAAUAUUACACUCUGUGUGUGUGUGUGUGUGUGAAUUCUUUAUCUUUGCAUUAAGAUAAAACUAUAGAUUGUUAUUAGUGAGAGAAACCAUUUUACUAUAAUUUUGAAUGG
Messenger RNA from Amphimedon queenslandica, 2083 nucleotides. RefSeq lists its product as uncharacterized. Lineage: Eukaryota; Metazoa; Porifera; Demospongiae; Haplosclerida; Niphatidae. The record is from RefSeq and is a predicted model, not a curated record. The transcript has 5 exons. The coding region runs from base 5 to 778 and encodes 257 amino acids.